This is a messenger RNA of Oncorhynchus masou masou (cherry salmon), 2754 nucleotides long. Its product is annotated as RNA-binding protein 39-like. The coding region runs from base 388 to 1995 and encodes 535 amino acids. Gene Ontology annotation, cellular component: nucleus. Gene Ontology annotation, molecular function: U1 snRNP binding; RNA binding. Lineage: Eukaryota; Metazoa; Chordata; Actinopteri; Salmoniformes; Salmonidae. The transcript is spliced from 16 exons. Gene Ontology annotation, biological process: mRNA processing. The record is from RefSeq and is a predicted model, not a curated record.
CAACCCCGCCUUCCUCGAGGCUUGAGUGCAGAGCGCCAUUUUAGAGAGGCAAAGGAAGUUGUUUUGUGAAACAACUUCAAACGCUUGAAAGGGGAAGAAAGAUAACUAAUAUAAAGCUAAAUACUUUACGGGCUGUUACUGAUAAUUUCGUUGGUAAUACGUAGUCUAGAGAGAGCAUUUUCUGGAGCGAUUAUUUUGAAUCUGUUGUUGUCAGGAACAGCAGCAAGCGAAUCCGAGGUCAAAUUGGGCCUAUUUUAGAAGGAGGCAACGGUAGUUCGCAGGCUAGCUCACUGGCUGGUUGGUUAGCUUGCUAGCUAGGUAACUAUUCAUUUUCUGGUCACAGAAAAAGAAGCAGACGGGACGGUGGGACAAAUCCCUGCGGAGACCAUGGCAGACGAUUUUGACAUUGAGGCUAUGCUAGAGGCUCCAUACAGAAAGGAUGAGAUCAAGUCCUCUAGCGCUAAUGGACAUGAGGAGCGCAGUAGUAAGAAGAAAAAGAGGAGCCACAGUAGGAGUAGUCGGAGCCCGAGCUCUGACAAGCGCAGAAGCAAGAGCAAAGACAGGAAGAAGAGCCGGGACAGGAAGAGGAGCAAGAGUCGGGAGAAGAAACGCAGCCGCAGUAAGGAGCGCCGCCGCAGCGGCUCCCAUAGCAGGGAGCGUGCUGGGCGCUACAGAGGACGCCGCAGCCCCUUUUUGGGGCCGAAAUUUAACGGUGGUCCAGGAGGGAAGAUUGGCCCACCACAUGCCAACAAACUAAGUCGUAGGCGCUCAAGAAGUCGUAGUCCCUUCAAGAAAGACAAGAGUCCAGUAAGGCAACCAAUUGACAACCUGACCCCAGAGGAGAGGGAUGCCCGUACUGUGUUCUGUAUGCAGCUGGCAGCCAGAAUCCGACCACGAGAUCUAGAGGACUUCUUCUCUGCUGUGGGGAAAGUGAGAGACGUGAGGAUGAUCUCCGAUAGAAACUCCAGGAGGUCAAAGGGCAUCGCCUACAUUGAGUUUCUGGAGGCGAAUUCGGUCCCAUUGGCCAUUGGCUUGACUGGACAGAGACUUCUUGGAGUGCCCAUCAUUGUCCAGGCCUCUCAGGCUGAGAAGAACAGAGCAGCAGCAAUGGCCAACAACCUUCAGAAGGGUAAUGCUGGCCCCAUGCGGCUGUACGUGGGCUCUCUGCACUUCAACAUCACAGAGGACAUGCUGCGAGGCAUCUUCGAGCCUUUCGGAAGGAUUGAGAGCAUACAGCUGAUGAUGGACAGUGAAACUGCACGAUCCAAAGGAUAUGGUUUCAUCUCCUUUGCAGAUGCAGAGUGCGCUAAGAAAGCAUUGGAGCAGUUGAAUGGCUUUGAGCUGGCCGGACGGCCCAUGAAGGUUGGUAACGUGACAGAACGCACCGACUCCUCCACCGCCAGCUCCUUCCUGGACAACGACGAGCUGGAGAGGACGGGCAUUGACCUGGGCACCACCGGGCGCCUGCAGCUUAUGGCCCGGCUGGCAGAGGGUACUGGUCUUCAGAUUCCUCCAGCUGCACAACAGGCUCUACAGAUGAGUGGUUCCAUGCACUCCUCUUCAAUCCACUUCGGCAACAUGGCAGCUGGUACAGCUGUCGCCAACCCUGCCAUGAACCUGGGUCCAAGCAUGAACCAGGCCAUGAACCUCCCAACUCAACCACUGGCUACACACUGCCUACAGCUGUCCAACAUGUUCAGCCCACAGUCGGAAAAUGAGCCUGGUUGGGACAUCGAGAUUCAAGAUGACGUCAUGGAGGAGUGCAACAAACAUGGUGGAAUUGUCCAUAUAUAUGUCGACAAGAACUCACCUCAGGGCAACGUGUACGUAAAAUGCCCCACUAUCCCAACAGCGAUGGCUGCAGUGAAUGCCCUACAUGGACGGUGGUUUGCAGGUAAAAUGAUCACUGCGGCAUACGUACCCCUCCCAACCUACCAUAACCUUUUCCCUGAUUCGGUAACGGCCACCCAGCUACUGAUGCCUUCGCGGCGAUAGGUCUGCCAUGCAUGGAGUAGAUGUUGCAACACCUGUGGGCUUCAAAAUGUACAUAAUGUUUGCUAAUAUGUUGGGAACUUAUUUACCAGAGUAGCAAAAUACUGCACCAGUCCACCCAAUCUUCAUUCAGAAAUACAAAAGGUUUUGAAGGAUAUUUGUUUUAUUGUUCAAUCUGACAGCCAUCAGGCUGAGCUUGAGUUCUGUAUCCGCACAUUUCUGUUGGUGCACUUGAGCAAAUUACGUUGUGUGUUUCAACCUGCAUUGCGAUAAGGAGUUGUUAUACAGUGGAAAGUGGGUACUAAGUAGAUUUAAGUUGAAACUGACCACAAAAGAACCCAUUUUGGGGACAACCCCACCUAAUUAACCUCUGAUUCUAAGUGCAGUUUGCUCUGUCCUCAUCCAAUUACCACUUAUUGUACGUUUUGUCAUUCAGUUCAGCUUUAGAAAUUGAUUUGCCCAGUAAGUUUUUCAGUUAAUGUGUUAAAUGAAAAGAACAAUGCCUACAAACACCCAAAAACAGAUCUAUUUUUUUGUUGUUAACAACUUCAAGGUAUUCAUUGUGUUUGAGAUCACUAAGUUUUUAACAUUUGUAAUCAAGACUUGAUUUUGUAAAAACUCUUGAUUUAAAUUUACUAUCAAAAUAAGUGAUUUGGGUGGUUCAAUGUGAUGUGCAUUUUGUCUUGUUGACAUUGGAUUGUUUCAUCUGGAAUGAAGGGGGAUGUGAAAUAUGUGUUUGUAAUAAAAUCCUAGUUUACAACA